GCGCUGAGGAAGUGCGUCAAGAGUAUACAUCGUCGCAAGUAGCUCUUGUCAGCUCUCCUGUGCAAGGCAGGAUGCAGCCUUCUCAGAACGAUGUCAGGGCUGAGCCUCAUGGCAACCGUACCAUGAUUGAUCUUGUCCAUAACGAGGACCCUUUCGCCAGUGACCAAGAUGAGGGCGGCCUUUUCGUGGACAGGCCUGUGCGCAACACAAACGAACCGGAGCGUGAGAAUUCCCAGGAUGGCUUUACUCAUCCUGAACAUGGCGAGUGGGACGGUCUGGAUUGGGACGGAAAGGAGGAAGAAAUCCUUUCUCGGGCUAUUUACCGGAACAAAUACGAAUUGGUGUCGAUGGCAGAGCGACUAAACCGUACUCCUUACGACGUGUGGAGGAAAGCCUCGUGGUUCAAGAAGCUGUUCCGAGACAACUACAGAGACAAGGGCGAGCAGAUACCCAACUGGUGGUGGUAGCUCGCGAAAUUGGAGUUAAUCCUCACAUAUAUCGCCCUCGAAGGUAUAUCGAUGGCGUAGGCUUUCUGCAUCGUCGCCCUGGUAAAAGACUCGGAUGACAUUCGCCGGUAUCCUUCAUCUUCUGUGGCUCAGUAGGUGCGGCUUACUUUCCCUCUUCAAAGAGCAACAACACUUGUGAUCAGACAAGAACACAUGAGAUGGCGCCAGCUCGAGAGACAACGUGCUUAUCAGCUGGCUAGAGAAGAGUGUUAGUCUCUAGUACGUUACUAAUAUGUCAAGUAAAUUUUGCGAGCC
Messenger RNA from Cryphonectria parasitica EP155, 761 nucleotides. RefSeq lists its product as uncharacterized. Bases 72 to 467 code for a protein of 131 amino acids. Lineage: Eukaryota; Fungi; Ascomycota; Sordariomycetes; Diaporthales; Cryphonectriaceae. The record is from RefSeq and is a predicted model, not a curated record. The transcript has a single exon.